AUGUCUGCGGCGGUGGCGGAUCUUAGGAACAUCGACGAGUUCGAGGUAUUGGAGGUGCUCGGCGAGGGCGCCGAGGGCGUCGUGAGCAGGGCGCGCGACCGCCGCAGCGGCAAGGAGGUCGCGCUGAAGUGGAUCCGCGGCGAUGGGCCUGACGGCCACGGGCCUCCCGACCGCCGCGCGCUCGUCAUGGAGGCCGGCUGCCUCCACGCGUGCCGCGGCCACCCGUCGAUCAUCGGGAUCCAUGGCGUCGCCGCCGACCCUAAGACCGGAGACGUGCAUCUCGUCUUGGAGUUGAUCCGGGGCGGGCUGAGCCUCCGCGACUCCAUGUGGAGUACCCCGUCGGAGGACGCGAUCCGCUAG
Messenger RNA from Miscanthus lutarioriparius, 360 nucleotides. The record is from the annotation of a GenBank genome assembly. NCBI's taxonomy places the organism in Eukaryota, Viridiplantae, Streptophyta, Magnoliopsida, Poales, Poaceae.